ACUCAGAGGUCCUGAGAUGAUCCUGUUAUCUUUGUCCUCAGAGUUCAGAAGGAAUAGCAGCUCCACGGGUGGUCACAGGGUGGAGGUGUAGCGUCAGGUUUUGACAUGUGGAGAUUUGUUCUUACCUGAUGGAUUAGGCUUUGACUGUCAAGCUGAGUGUGCAGGAGAACAGACAGGAUGUGUGUUUUACGAGUCUAAUGAGGGCAUAUUGGAUGUGUCAUCGGGUAGAGCUGCAUGUGGCUUCCUGAGGUUACCAAGCCGCCGCUGGGAGAAUCAGGGGACUUAUAUUUAGCCUUGCAAAUGGUGCACUAUGGAUUAUGUCUUGGUCCUCUCCAGUUUCGUCUUCAGUGCGUUUUGUUGCAUGCACGGAGGGCUGAGGAUGUCUAUCAGGCUGCUGUUCAGGUACUGAUCAUAUCUUCUUUUUAAGCCCCAUUUUCUGUCAACUGAACUCCACCUUCCCUCCACCUCUGGAAGAGGCUAUUUUUGUUCAGUACUCUGUCUUCUCAGCUCUGAGACAUCUUCAUUUUGGAUCCUAAGCUUUUCCAAACCAAACUGCAACUUUAGUACAGUAGAUGUGGUUUGGGAGCCUUGACUCAUAUCUACUGAAAAUAUCUGAGGAACUUGAAGAUCAAAUACUACUUUAGCAGACUUUUGAAGUUUUGAAUCAAACAGAAUCAUGGAUGUUUUAGCCUUGGAGGCAAAAAGCCAAAAUGGAGCAGAAGCUGAAAAGAAGCCUACACCAAAGCCGAAGCCGAAACCACAAAAGAAGACGAAAAGGAUAGUUUACUUUGAAGUGGAGAUUGUGGACUUGAAGACGAAAGAGAAGCUGCUGCUGUUGGACAAGGUGGAGCCAACCGCCACAGUUUUGGAUAUCAAAGCCUUGUUUCACAAAUCAUAUCCAAAGUGGUAUCCAGCCAGACAGUCUCUGCAUUUGGAUCCAAAGGCCAAGAGUCUCAGGGAUGAAGAAGUUCUCCAAACACUACCGGUGGGAACCACUGCCAGCUUUUAUUUCAGUGACCUGGGACCCCAGCUCACGUGGGGAACAGUGUUUUUAGCAGAAUGUGUUGGUCCGCUGAUCCUUUAUCUAAUGUUCUACUUCCGCCUUCCCUUCAUUUACUCACCAAAAUAUGACUUCACUACCAGCAAGCACUGGGUCGUUCACUUAGCCUGUAUGUGUCACUCCUUCCACUACAUCAAGAGGAUUUUGGAGACACUUUUUGUUCAUCGCAUCUCCCAUGGGACCAUGCCUCUCAGAAACAUAUUUAAGAACUGUGGCUAUUACUGGUGCUCUGCAGCCUGGAUGGCAUAUUACAUCAACCAUCCUCUCUACACCCCACCCUAUUAUGGCCUGCAGCAGGUGAACACAGGGCUUUACAUUUUCCUGUUCUGCCAAGUAGGGAAUUUUUCAAUCCACAUUGCGCUGCGUAACCUUAAAUCACAAGGCUCAAAAGUUAAGAAAAUACCUUACCCAACAAAAAAUCCUUUUACGUGGAUUUUUUGGCUAGUCUCUUGUCCAAACUACACAUAUGAGCUGGGCUCCUGGAUUGGCUUCACAGUGAUGACCCAGUGUGUGCCUGUGGCUUUCUUCACUUUCGUGGCCUUCGUCCAGAUGACCGUGUGGGCUAAAGGCAAACAUCGCAGCUACUUAAAGGAGUUUAGAGAUUAUCCAACUCUCCGCUCCUCCAUACUGCCCUUCAUCCUGUAACCAAGUCUGGAAAGAACAGUCAUUCCUGCACACAUACAUGCGUGCUGAGGUCAGCAGAGUACCGGCGCAUCACCGUAAAACAGAAUGAAACCAAAGUGCUGAUUUAUUUCAGUAAUUCAACUGGAAUAGUGAAACUCUCUGGAAAAUUAACACUGGAUCAUAGGGAGCUUGGACUGUUUGGCUCUCUGCUCCCCCUCCAAACUUUGGGACCUUGAUUUCAUACGUAAAUAAUCAUAAACUUCCAGCAAUGACUUCAGCUCCUGUCAAGAUCUUUGGCCUGUCAAGGCUGUAGUUAACUGUUGAUUCAGCUCCCCCCCACAGAGUUUUUCCUUCCACUCAACUUUCAAAAUGAAUGCUUGUAUCAGUGUGAAGAGCCAACUCCUUUAAUGAUAUCUUUGGCUUAUACUCCCCGUGGAAGAUGUCAGCGAUCAUAAACUCACCAUAUCAUGAAAUUCUGAGGAAUUUAAUUUGAGGAUUUUAUUUACUAUAAACCAAAAUCAUCCAGCUGAUAAACAUCUGUAACAGCUAUUUAUUGAGUUUCACAUUCAGAAAGCAAUUACUGAAAUAAAGUAGCAAUUCAGCAAUAUUCUAUUUUAUUUAGAUGCGUUUGUAUAUGCAUUUUUUUUUCUAGGACUGUUGGAUCAUUACAAAUGAAGACAGGGAAUUGCAGCAAAGUCUUACCUUAAAAUGUGUGUCAUUUAGUAAAAUGUGUCAUUUUGUAUUUUGCUACUUUAGUUUUUUAAAUAUAUCCGAAACAAAUUGCUCCAAAGUUUUCUAUAUAUUCAGUGUAAUCCGACACUUGUUUCUAAGGAGGGAAGUCAGGUGGCUAAUCUGGUUUGUUGAACUGGCAGCAGCCUGGAGCUGUUGACGCUGCCUUCUUUUGACUAACAGUGCUAGACUGAUUUCAUCCAGAUGUGAGCUUCACUAGAUGCAUUUUAAGUGAAAGGUCUGUUUAUAAACUCUGGAUUAUUUCCCCCCUUAUCUGUGGAAGUAAAACCCUGCCUUUUAUCAGAGAUUUUAAGCCAAUAAAAAAAUAACUUAUAAAAACAA
Cyprinodon tularosa is the source of this 2755-nucleotide messenger RNA. It is a transcript of the gene tecra, whose product is annotated as trans-2,3-enoyl-CoA reductase a. Bases 677 to 1705 code for a protein of 342 amino acids. Gene Ontology annotation, biological process: very long-chain fatty acid biosynthetic process. Gene Ontology annotation, molecular function: oxidoreductase activity, acting on the CH-CH group of donors. The record is from RefSeq and is a predicted model, not a curated record. NCBI's taxonomy places the organism in Eukaryota, Metazoa, Chordata, Actinopteri, Cyprinodontiformes, Cyprinodontidae. The transcript is spliced from 11 exons.